Messenger RNA from Strongylocentrotus purpuratus (purple sea urchin), 5080 nucleotides. RefSeq lists its product as uncharacterized. Lineage: Eukaryota; Metazoa; Echinodermata; Echinoidea; Camarodonta; Strongylocentrotidae. The coding region runs from base 876 to 4070 and encodes 1064 amino acids. The record is from RefSeq and is a predicted model, not a curated record. The transcript has 3 exons.
AAGUGCAUGGCUCAGAUCAAGGGUACCCUUCACUGACCUCAACUUCAUUUGGAGAUAAUAUGAAAUCGGUUUCCCUACAAUGUUUACAAACAUUAAUAAUGUGAUGCUAAUAGUGUGAGGAAUCUUACCAAACCAUUAAUUAUGGCUUGUCAUGGGUUUUUGGGGCACCAGCAUGCAUAAUGUCAUGAAAAAUACCCAUAUUUGGACAUUAAAAUGUUACACGGGAAGCAUGUGUAUUUUUAAUCUCAAAUUAACAGUAUUGUUUCAUAUUUUUUUGUCAUGAUUUUUAAAUGAAAUGAAAGAAUGAUAUCUCUAAUUGAUUUCCUGUGUGUUUCAUUCACUGAUCCUCGGUGUUGAAUAUUUUUAAUUGCCGUUUGAACAUUAUUGAAUCGUACAUAACCUUGGUGUCCGGCUGUUGUCCCAAAAUUGUGUAGAAAAAAUUUCAUGAAAGAAAUAGCCUCAUAAUGAUUAAAAUGUAAUGUAUCGAUGAAAUAAUUACACAACAAUAAAACACCAUCAAAAUGUUUGUGCUCACGUGAUUAAAACAUCAUUGUGAAAACAAUAUUGUAACCUAGGAAAUUUUCGUGUCCGGCCCGUUAUGUACGUGCACAUGAAGCUUACGGGUCGAUUGAAAAAGUAAGCAACCUAUUUUGUACACGAAAUGAAAAGUACCUUCGUGGGCAAAAUAAAAAAUGUAUCCUUCCGCCGGGAAUUCGCCCAAACGCGCCGCAAUAAGGCAAAGUUGCUUCGUGUCCGGCCAUUUUGUUCCGAGUUAUGUACGAUCACCUUCACGAGCUCGAAAGCAGUACCAUUGAAUUCUAUCAACUAUUGGCGAUUUCCCGGUCCAUUGUCAAGUUUAAGAUUGCAGGCUUGCGAUGGAUGGUCGGGCUUUGCGUCCUAGAAGGGGUAUUCCUCCCAUCAUGCUAACUGACCCAGUACCAAAGGAAAAGAAGAGCAGGAAAGAAUAUUCCCAGAAUCAACGGGAUAAACGAAAGAAGGAUCCGGAGUUGCACCAGUUGUUCAAGGACUGUGAGAAGUUAAGACUUCAAGAUUAUAGGGAACGACAAUCUGAAGCUUCAAAACAGCGCAAUAGAGAGCUGCAGCGGGAGAGACAGAGGCGCUACCGGCAGAGGAAAAAAGAUGUUGAGGUUGCCCAGCCUAGGACAAGGAAACAAUCUGAGAAGCUUCGGACACAAUGGAGAGAGCAAAAAAAAAAUCAAAGAGCAAGAAUGAGCAGACAAAAAGUAACCAGCUCCAACCAAAAAAGAAGAGAGUUCUAUACUUCAAAGAAAUCAAAGAAGAAUGAAGAUGUUAGUACGCCAUCCACCUCCACGCAACAGACUCCACCCCGCAAUCCGCCAAAGGACCAGAAAUCAACAGCUUCUUCCCGGACCGCCAAAUCCAGACACAAGAAAAAACUCUUAGACGGUCUACCGUCUGACCGGACUUUGAAGGCCGAUGUCUUCUGUGCUAGUAUUCAUCAACAGACCCCACGAUCAAAGAAGAUCAUUGCCAACAGAUUAGGCAUAUCAAUAUCAACCCCCAGUUCUGAUCUGAAGGAGUCCUUGACAUAUACACUGAAGCGCCUCUCGAGAAGCAAGACUGACAUGGUGAGGCGUCGCAUCAUUGCCAAUACAUUGAUGUCAAAGAAGAAGAAUAUGAAGUUAAUGAAAAGUGUGGGAAUUUCAAAGAAAGUUGUGCGGAAGAUGACUAAAAUCAGCAGAGAGACAAAGUGGCAGGAGUUCCGAAACAGAAGACAGGAUGCAGUAUCGGGUGAUGACAUGAAGACAGUCAAGAACUUUUAUCAUCAUGGUGAAAUAAGCUCAGACAACCCUAAUCCACGGUCUACCAUUAAGAAAAAUGGGACUCUCUUGUCUAGGAAGGUAAUGUCUACCACGCUGCAUUCAGCAUAUGAUCGGUUCAAGGUAAUCCACCCAGAGGUAAAGAUUGGGUUUAGUACGUUCAAACGCCUGCGACCCAUCCACAUCGUGCCCCGUACAGAAAACAAGUAUCGUGAAUGCCUGUGUGAAUACUGCGUAAAUAUCGAGCUCAAACUGCAGGCAGUGGAUCGAGCCCUGACAUCGUCCGGAAAGCCAGAACUGAAGAUCGGAAGCAAGUACAAGCUGUCAGACAUGACUCUCUGUGCCAGGCAACACAAUGGCCAUCACUCCAAAACAUGCAUCGAUCGUCACUGUGGAGAGUGUGGAGUAAACCGUGUUAAGGACCAUCUUGAAUGCAUUGUAAGAGUUGAGAAUAUUCACUGGUACCGGUGGCAGCAGGGAGAAGUAGGAGGCCUAAUCAGGACGACGAAGGUAGAGAAAAGCGGAACUGGCAGUGAUCUCUUGAAGGAAAUGUGCAAAGAGCUUGAUCCCUUCAGCUACCACCUCUUCAAUGCGAGGUGGCAGUACGAACAGUACAAAUCAAUAACUGCUGUUAUACCCCCUAACACUGUAGUUAUGUGCAUGGAUUUUGGGGAGAAUUACACGUGCAAGGCCCAGGAUGCCCCCCAAGGCUACCACUGGAACAACACCCAAUGUACCAUACAUCCUGCUGUGGCAUCUUACAAUUGUCCUGACCCAAACUGCACAAAAAUUGUAAGUGACUCGAUCAUCUUUAUUAGCAAUGAUCUAAAACAUGACCAACAUGCGGUGCAGCACUUCACAAAGAAAGCUACAGAACUACUCAAAGGAGACAACAUCACAGUAAACAGACUCAUCAUGUUCUCAGAUGGAGCACCUACUCAAUACAAAAGCAAGAUAAAUUUCACGGAUUGCUCAUACGGAUAUGAGGACUUUAAUGUACCAGUUGAGAAGCACUUCUUCGGGUCGAGACAUGGAAAGGGGCCAUGCGAUCGAGAAAUAGGCGUCGUGAAAAAGUCCGUCAACAUGGCUGUGGUGGCUCGGCAGGCCAACAUUUCUACCCCCUUGGAGUUUUAUGACGUUUGCAAGGGCAGACUUACACAGCCAAGGCACGGGGAGGACCAUGUCCAUAUGAAGAGACGGUUCUUGUAUGUGAAGAAAGGAGAUGUAGAUAGGAACAGGCCAGCAAGGACACAUGUCAAACCAGUAAAGAACACGCGUAAAUUGCACUGUGUAAGGGCGGUCCGUGCCAUGUGCAUAGAAGUCAGGGAACGCAGUUGCUUUUGUGAGGCUUGCAGACGAGGAGAUGAGUGUACAAUGAAGGAAAUAGCUGGGGAAUGGAGUUCAGAGAUUAUUCGUGCCACUGUGGCUGCAAGAGGUCCCGUUGAACUAGAAGAAGUGAUGGACGUUGAAGAACCUGCCACAGACAACCCAGUAGCAGACCCGCCAGCUGAUGACCCGCCAGCCGAUGACCCACCUUCCAGUAGCCAGCCUACCAUUCCGCCAGCUAACGACUUGCCAGCCAACAACUCACCAGCCAAUGCUCUGCCAACCAACCCGCCUGCCAAUGUACCAGCAGUCAAUCUGCCAGCCGAUGACUCACCUUCCAGUAGCCAGCCUACCAUUCCGCCAGCUAACGACUUGCCAGCCAACAACUCACCAGCCAAUGCUCUGCCAGCCAACCCGCCAGCCGACAACCAGCCAGCCGAUGACCCACCUUCCAGUAGCCAGCCUACCAUUCUGCCAGCUAACGACUUGCCAGCCAACAACUCACCAGCCAAUGCUCUGCCAGCCAACCCGCCAGCCGACGACCAGCCAGCCGAUGACUCACCUUCCAGUAGCCAGCCUACCAUUCUGCCAGCUAACGACUUGCCAGCCAAUGCUCUGCCAGCCAAUGCUCUGCCAGCCAACCCGCCUACCAAUGUCCCACCAGUCGUCAAGUAUGGGGAUUACAUUAAAGUCUUGCUCUUGGCUAACAACCGCACAGGCAAUACGAGGACAUAUGUAGGACUUAUACAUGGUAUUGACCACAAGUCUAACGAGAUGGAGGUGGCAUUUAUGAGGAGGCAUCAAUCAUAUUUCUUCUGGCCUGCCGUGCAGGACAAAGCUUGGGUCCCCUUGAACUCGGUGAUGGAGAAACUUGAGCCACCAACCUAUGACGCAAGAGGACAUCUUCUCUUUAAAUUUCUCCUUGAAGAAAAGGCCAAAUAAAUGACAUUGUUACUUGCAAACUGUCACAGAUGUCAGUUUAACCAUAUGCAGGGCUCCAAAUAGUUUCAUAUGGAAUUCUUUGCUACCAGAAUUUUCAUUUUCUUCAAUCUCUCUAGUUUUACAAGAAAUUUUGGGAUGAAAUCAAGAUGGAAAAUUAAACACUGAAUAGCUAAUUGCACAUGACUAUUUUGCACGCAAUUUGGAAGCUAUUCUGUUUAUAAAAUCCCAAUUAAAGGGAUCAGCUUGCCUUGGAAAUUAUUUUCCAGAAUUAAAGUAGAUGUACUUACAUCCCAGAAAUUUUCAUUGAAAAAAAACAAAGUUGCUAACUGAUCUUUGUCCUUUGAACUGAAGUUCCAGUAUAUGAAGCUAGGAUGAAAGCAUUACAUACAAAACUUAAUGAAACUAUGAAAUGCAAUGCAUUUUGGGGGGUAUUCAUUUGUUAUUACAUUGAAUGGAUAGUCUUAAGCAUGGUCACGUUGGAAUUCAAAAAGAUUACACGGACUAUAUUUGAUACUUGUAUAACUGAAUGAGUAAAUUGGUUCAGUUCUCUUGGAAACUGCUCAAACUGCACACCUAGUGGUGCUAAUCGAUUAAGUAUCGUGAAAUGCUUAAUGGUUAGGUAUUAAAAGAUUCAAAUAUCUUUGCAUUAAAGCGUAAUGUUUCUUGCUAGAACCUCCAGGUCUUGCUGCAAUCAAGUUGCCUGGUUAAAUGUUCAAAGGUGCUGGCCCUUUCAUUAUAAAGACGAGGAUAAUUAAAGAAUAAGCAGUAUGACUCCAUAUUUUCUUUUGGGGACAGGGUUUAGCCAAGCAGUGCAUGCAUUUGAACAAGAGUAGAAAUGAAAUACAUGAAGGUGAAAGGGCACUAUUACAAUUACCUCCACCGUCCAGCUAUGUUAUUAACUAGCAAGCAUGCUGAAGAGGGUGGUUAAGAACAUAAAGGUGCAUAAGACAUUCAAGCUUGGGUGUAAACACACAUCACAUAUAGCAGGGUUAGAGGUAAAGGGCAGGAGA